Molecule: messenger RNA, 549 nt
Organism: Fusarium graminearum PH-1
Lineage: Eukaryota; Fungi; Ascomycota; Sordariomycetes; Hypocreales; Nectriaceae
Exons: 4
Coding region: 1-549 (182 amino acids)
Source: RefSeq, a predicted model, not a curated record
AUGUCUAUCCUGAUAUUUCCUAUCAACCCUGGAUCUGUUUCCAGCUGUCAGCCGCGGGAACCGACGCCAUGGCCGUGUUCCUGCCAGACGGGUCUCUGUCUGGGAUGCUUUGAGUUUGGGGACUCGCUGUAUCUGUUAUUCCCUGAAGGAUGGGUUGACAGCCAGGGAUAUAUCCUUUCCCAUGGGAUCCCUGCACUUCACGCCUCGACCCGUGGUGGAUUCGGUCAGGAUGUCACAUUUAGUCACUCAAGCGGUAACGUUACGGAGGCCCGAAUCUACAAUGAGGAGCGUUCCUUUAUCAGGUCAUCUAUCGAUGUAGCAUUCGAUAUAACAAGGUGCCUAACUGCGUCUCCUGUUAUCGAGAAUUGGCUCAAGGCUAUGAGUGGAAGGCGUGUUGACGGUGUGGGGGCCGAUGUUUACCUCUGGGUGUUAUGGCAUGGUCUUUCAAGGGUGUCUAUGAUUUCCAAGACACGAGGGUUUGCUCGUGAUAGAUUCCUGCCGAAUUACUUACCCGCUGGUGGAAUGUUGGGAUCUACAGGCCCUUUAUAG